Molecule: messenger RNA, 594 nt
Organism: Lontra canadensis (Northern American river otter)
Lineage: Eukaryota; Metazoa; Chordata; Mammalia; Carnivora; Mustelidae
Gene: ZG16B
Product: zymogen granule protein 16B
Exons: 4
Coding region: 100-594 (164 amino acids)
Source: RefSeq, a predicted model, not a curated record
AGGGCCGGGGAGAGAGUGCCCAGACACAAGGCAUUGUGCCACCAGGACUGGGCGACAAGACUCACAGUCAGGAGCCUUGGGACUCACCAUCCAGAGGCCAUGCUGCUGGGGCUGACUCUCGGCCUCCUGUGGAGCGCCACCUGCUGGGCAGAGCAGAUGUAUGGGGCCGGAGGAGGCACGUAUUUCAGCACCUCCAGUGACUGUGAAAUCACCGGAGUCCGGGUGGCUGUGGAUCUCAUUGGCCUGGUGAAAAGCAUCCAGGUGCGAUGUGGCAACUCCUGGGGCCGGGUGUUUGGCGCCUCGGGUGGGACGACCCAGGAGUUCCUCCUGCAGCCGGGAGAACACAUCGAUACCAUCUUCGGCUCCCACAGGGUGUUUAUCCGGUUCCUGUUCAUAUCCACAGACUGGGGGCGCUACGCCUUGUUUGGGCGGGAAAGUGGCAACAGCUUCUUGGCCGGUGGUGGGGGGAAGGUGCUCACAGGAAUCUGUGGUCAGCAUAAGAUUUUAGGCCUUUCAGGCCUCUGCUUUCGCUGGGACUACCCUCCAGAGGAGGAGGAGGAAACCACUGCCCCACCCCCUACCUCCGCUGAAUGA